This is a messenger RNA of Cucumis sativus (cucumber), 1286 nucleotides long. Its product is annotated as probable LRR receptor-like serine/threonine-protein kinase At1g51880. The record is from RefSeq and is a predicted model, not a curated record. The transcript has 4 exons. Gene Ontology annotation, molecular function: ATP binding; protein kinase activity. Gene Ontology annotation, biological process: protein phosphorylation. NCBI's taxonomy places the organism in Eukaryota, Viridiplantae, Streptophyta, Magnoliopsida, Cucurbitales, Cucurbitaceae. Bases 119 to 1120 code for a protein of 333 amino acids.
UUGACCUCACAACGCUUUGCCUACCAGAAAUUACAUAGAAAAAGCUUUCAUUUAGUUUCUAUCUCUUGAUCUUUGUUUUACAUCCAAAUCAAAACCCUUCGAUACAACUUGUCGAAACAUGAAAGACAGCCUCGUAUUACCCGCAGUUUUCUCGUCGGCGAUUCGGAAAUUAAUUGCCCCGAAAUCUCGGUCCCUUCUGGUGGAGGUGAAACUGCGCCGUUUUUCAUACGUCGAGUUGGUGAAGAUGACUAAUAACUUCCAGCGACGCAUUGGUAAGGGAGGAUUUGGAAACAUCUACCAUGGAGAACUCGACGGCGCUCCGGUCGCCGUCAAGUUAUAUCGGAACGAAAAUCCAUCGGUUGCCGCCCAAUUUGAAAGCGAGGUUAAUCUUCUCAACAAAGUUUAUCACAAAAAUUUGAUCAAAGUGUUCGGAUAUUGCGACGAAUCUACAAAAUCCGCGUUGGUUUUUGAGUUCAUGGCAAAUGGAGACUUGAGGAAGAAUCUUACAGGGAGUGGUUGUUCAAGUAAAUUAACAUGGGAACGAAGACUUAGAAUCGCCAUCGAUAUGGCAAAAGCUUUGGAUUAUCUACAUGAUGGCUGCGAGCCACCGAUCAUUCACAGAAAUUUCAACAGUUCAAACAUUUUAUUGUCCAAAAAUUUUGAAGUGAGGCUUUCUGACUUUGUUUUGGCCGUCAACUUUAAUCCAUCUCAUGAGGGUGAAUCUCAUAUGUCCAACGUUACUAUUACUGGUACUCUAGGAUACAUGGACCCACAGUAUUUGACAACAGGAAUGUUGAGUACAUGGGCAGAUGUGUAUGGAUUUGGAGCUGUUUUAAUGGAGAUAAUUGCAGGAAGACCAGCAUACCAAUAUGGUGAGGAUGGAGUUUUAACUCAAUGGGUUAGCUCAAUGUUUGGUAAUGGGGAAAUUGGAAGGAUUAUGGAUCCAAAGUUGGAAGGAGAUUUUGAUGUAAACUCAGUGAUGGAAGCACUAAAUAUUGCAUUUGCUUGUUUAUCUUGCAACUCCAAUGAUCGACCAACCAUGGGUGAAGUGGUAACAAAACUUAAACUUUGCUUGCAAAUGGAAACAGCUCGAUUGGGUACACUCAUUGAAGAUUAUUGAAUCUCUUCACCUACUUUGAUAGAAUAUUAUAUGAUUGUAUAACGUACAUUAGCACUAUCUCGUCAUUGAUUCUUGUUGCAAAAUGACUGUCUCCUGAUUGAUUUGAUUUCAAGUUGGUCUUUAAUUGAAUUUCAGCAACAUGAACUUCAUUUGAGGUUUUCUAGAA